Heterocephalus glaber (naked mole-rat) is the source of this 2275-nucleotide messenger RNA. RefSeq names its product small regulatory polypeptide of amino acid response (gene Spaar). NCBI's taxonomy places the organism in Eukaryota, Metazoa, Chordata, Mammalia, Rodentia, Bathyergidae. The record is from RefSeq and is a predicted model, not a curated record.
UCUCCGAGUAUGGGUAAAGGAGGUCUGAUGACCCAGAUUCCUUUCUGGAAGUGGUUGGGGUCUCAGGGAGUGUUGGGUGUGAGGGGCCAGGAUAGAGUCCCUUCUGACUGACUUACACUUACACAGUGGCCUUGGCCUGGUUUGUUUCUCUGGGCCUUCCAUUAGGGGUCAGUGUGUGUGUCGGGGGCAGGGUAAGUGCUGUCACUGAGUGGGGAGGGUGGCAGCUGUGGUUCACUCACAAUUGGAGGAAAGGAUUCAGGAAGUACUCACAGCUGCUCAGACAUCCUGGAGCCAAGUUCCACACAGGGCCAACACUGCAGCAUGUAGGGAGAAGCGUCAUGGACCCCAGGAUGGCCACAGGCAAUGAGGCCACAGCAUCACUGCCGGCGCUGGCCCUCACGGGGUCCAGGGUAAGUCUUCACAGCACUUGAGUUAGCAGCUGGCCUGGGCCCGCACGGAAGAGGAUUUCUUCUGGAACUGAGUGUGAGGGAGCUCCCGGUGUAUCACCAAAGGGCUGAGAUUCUCCGGCUUUCAGAGCAAACCCUCCCAUCUAAACUGCACUCUCCCAAACUCACUCAGAAAAAGAAGGCAAAUGCAGCAUAUCCUCCUCCCCACAGGCCCUGCAAAGGCAUCCUGGCUUCUGUGCUAACCUGUGGAUGCCCCUGCCCCCACCUUGCCCAAAGCCGACUCUUGCCCAAGGUCCCUCAGGGGAGGAGCCAACUCCUCCUGCAUCCACUGGAGGGGGAGCAUGAGUGUACAGUUGCUCCUGAUAUCUGUAGGUGUUGCCAGAGGGUCAGGGCUGCCUGGCUCCCUCUGAAUAAUGCUUUCUGCCCCCUCCUCCUCACCUCUUUCCAAGUCCCAGGAGUCAUGUGCUCACAUCUUCCUGGGCGGUGCUUGUCAGUGGGGUUGACCAUGGCCCUUGGAGGCCUGAAGAGAUUUAGAAAAUAGAGGUCGUCUGAGAUCCCAGCCGAAGGGCCUCAUGGGGGCACUCAAUGGUUUGGGGCGGUGCCACCCAGGACCUCAGCCUUAGAAGACCAAGAAGAGUGGCCUGUGGAACUCAGGGCACCUGUGAUCACCAAGAGCACCCCUGUUUCAGAUGGAGAGCUAAGGCUCUAGAUCACCCACGUUGUUAAUUGUGCAACUGGUACUACGCGCAGGACAUGGAAAUAAUGGUGAUUGGGGUGGUGGCAGUACUCCUCGUAGUCACCGUGGCCAUCGCUUGUAUUCUCUGCUGCUUCAGCUAUGACUCGAAGACCCAGGAUCCUCAGGGAGGCCCUGGCCACAGCUUUACGGUGGCCACAUUUCGCCAAGAGUCUUCUCUCUUCACCAGGCCUGAUAGUCAAGCCCAGCAAGUGCCGAGUGCCCAGGACUUCUGGACCAUCAUGUGAGCCCUAACAGUCCUUCAGGAUUUCUUUCUCCAUGGAUCAGACCCACCAUCCCCCUCAUCAAGCCUUCCCUGGGGUUCCCAUCCUCCCAGGCCUGCCUCCCUAUCCUCCUGUACCUCAUGAACUUUGGGUCUCCUCCCUUCCUGAGUUGCUGUGCCCUCAGGCCUGGGGGAUCUGAGGUGUUGGGAGCAAGUGGGAAUCAGCUUCAGUCCCGGAGAACUUGGCUAGGCUCUGCCCACCAGAUGGGCUCAGGAGGGGUCUGAGGAGGCGAGAACAGACACCAUAUGGGAUUGCUUGGAGGGCCAGCUCCGCAGAAAUAUCACUGGAAUUUGUUGUCAACACAGUGGUUCUACUGCCGCCGAGGAAGCAGUGUUUUCAAGUGAACAUUUUUAGAAACCACUUCUUAUGGACUCCAGCUUCCCUAAAAGUAUUUUUUGCAUACUGCACAGGGCCCAACCCUAAGGCCUCCCCCCUCCACCAGUUGGCUGAAAUCAGCUCUGAAAUUUUGAAGCAAAAGAGCUGCUUCCUGGAAACAAGUGAUUUAUUUUCUAACUGAGGAUGUAUAUCCUUUUAUGGAUCUUUCCAAAUCUGGUUUGGAAAACUACAAGAGGAAACAAGAAAAAAAAAAAGUUACAGAAAGUACAAGAUAUUUUAUUAACAGGAAAGCCAGAAAGAAGACUUUUAAACAUAUUUUGAAUGAGAUUUUACUCCUGUAGUCUAACAGGUCAUUUCUAAGAGAAUGAGAGUGAAUUGGGUCACUUAGGAAUGAGAGAAAAAUCAUGAACUGAAGCUAAUUCCAAAAAGGUUAAAAUGUCAUGUUAUAUUCACAGCAUGUAACAAAGCUUUUGUUUUCAUCACAAAUAAAUAAACUGUUUUUUAUUACUAGAAAA